Messenger RNA from Anopheles merus, 548 nucleotides. RefSeq lists its product as uncharacterized. The record is from RefSeq and is a predicted model, not a curated record. The transcript is spliced from 2 exons. The coding region runs from base 22 to 360 and encodes 112 amino acids. NCBI's taxonomy places the organism in Eukaryota, Metazoa, Arthropoda, Insecta, Diptera, Culicidae.
AUCCGCUUGACAGAUAAAUAUAUGCGCAAUCUGAGAUUGCGCAUCGUCUAUUGCUACGGUAAUCUAGCUACACGAUGUUGCUAUCGUUUGGGACCUUUUCAAUCCGUUCGAAAUAUGGAAAUAAAUCAACUUCUUCCAACUUUAGCGGCUGAAGUGGCUACUCUCAUGUUGAUACUCAUAGAAGAAGGAGACGAAGAACUGCAGCAAGAGGAAAAUGCACGGCGCUGCUGGAUGACUGAUCUAUUUCUGGAGAGGGAAAGCGUUUGGACCCGGCUAUUUAGGGCGAUGGAUGGCGAAGGACCAAAUAACCAGCUAGAAAGAUUCCUAGGUGUGAAUCGCGAAGAAUUUGACUAUCUUUAAAUCGAAUUGGUCCAAAAAUUGAGCGACAAGAUACAACGAUGCGACCUUCGAUUUGCCCGAAGCAACGAUUAUGCAUCUGGCUUCGCUUUUUAGCUUCGGGAGACUCAUAUGAAUCUCUUGCUUUUUUGUUUAGGGUAAGUUUUAUGCAAUAUGUGAACGAUAUAAAUUGAUAAUAAUAUUACCAUUUG